AUUUUUUUGUAUUUGUUAACAGUUGAAGCUUUAGUUUAUUGGAGAGAUCCUAUAUCAUCAGGCAUUGUUUUUGGUGCCACAUUAGUUGUAUUGCUGUCGUUUGCGUAUAUGUCACUAAUUAGCGUAGUCGCUUAUCUGGCCAUGUUCAUUCAAUCUGGAUGCAUUCUUUUACGUCUGUACAAAACCGCUUUACAGACAGUCAAUAAAACUAAUGAAAGUCAUCCAUUCCAAGAAUAUCUUGACUUGGAUAUCAGGCUACCWCAGGAAAAAGCCGAAGAAGUGAGCAAAUUAGCUGUUGUACAUAUUAAUGCUGUAUUGGUUGAACUUCGUCGCUUGUUACUUGCUGAAGACUUGGUCGACUCGGCCAAAUUCUUUGGUAUUCUCUGGGUGUUGACAUAUGUUGGUGCCUUGUUCAAUGGCCUUACACUCAUAAUUAUUGGAUUUGUUGCUCUGUUCACAUUACCCAAAGUUUAUGAGAACAAUAAGACUCAAAUCGAUCAAAAUAUUGAAGUGGUUAGAAGCAAAAUUGCUGAAUUGACUAACAAAGUCCGAGCUGCUAUUCCAAUCGGAAAAAAGAAUCCAGAGACAAAAAAGAAGGAAUAAACUCCCUUAUUUUUUAUGUAAAAGUCCAUCAAGAUUCUUGUGGUCGAUUAUUACA
Diuraphis noxia (Russian wheat aphid) is the source of this 658-nucleotide messenger RNA. RefSeq names its product reticulon (gene Rtnl1). Gene Ontology annotation, cellular component: endoplasmic reticulum membrane; axon. The record is from RefSeq and is a predicted model, not a curated record. NCBI's taxonomy places the organism in Eukaryota, Metazoa, Arthropoda, Insecta, Hemiptera, Aphididae.